AUGCCACCUCCGACCAUGGUGCUUCCAUCCCACCCACACAUUGCAUUCCCACCUCACCUGCUUCUGCGCUCCCUCCCUCCCUCUCUCUCUCUCUCUCUCUCUCUCUCUCUCUCUCUCUCUCUCUCUCUCUCUCUCUCUCUCUCUCUCUCUCUCUCUCUCUCUCUCCCUAACCGCCUGCAGGCGGCGGGGAUGGCGGCGUGGCUCUCUUUGAUUCACGCAUGCACAAGGCCAUCACUCGCUUCUCACUGGGAGGCAGUUUUGAGCUUUGUGGAUUGUGGGGACGAAGGGGUCAAUGAUGCCAGGUGGCUCUCUGCUUCGCCUGGCCUCGUGACUGCCAGUGGCAAUGGCAGCGUGGCUGUAUGGGACUUAAAGAGUGUGGCUGUGUGGGACGUCUCUUUGGCCGAUCCCCUCACUGCCUUCUCCUUCGCACACACUCGAUCUAUCAACACUGUAAAGCAGUCCACAUGCCUGGCUGACAAGGCUGUUGCUUUGGCGUCCCCCUCCCUGCAUGGCAGGUUGCGCGGCCACCCGGUGACGCCUGCAUUGCCUUUUGAGGCGUCUCAAAAGCCUUUUCUCUGCUCCUCCUCCCCCUCCCUCCAUGACCAGGUGGCAGUGGCACCCGAUGAUGCCUGCAUUGCCACUGGAGGGGAUGAUCAGAAAGUGGUGAGCGCAUUUCUCUCCCCUCUCGUCCAUUCCUAG
Messenger RNA from Closterium sp. NIES-65, 699 nucleotides. The record is from the annotation of a GenBank genome assembly. Lineage: Eukaryota; Viridiplantae; Streptophyta; Zygnematophyceae; Desmidiales; Closteriaceae.